CCAGCAUCUCCGCCAGCAGACUGCUUGUCGCGAGAGUUUCGCAACCUUUGUCUGCCCCUCAUAGACUCGCGAGGAAGACUCUUCGCUUGACCAUGGCUAUGGCGCCUGUACAGAGCCACCAAUUGCAUUCCAAAAAGCGCAAGAGAAAGCACAAGGCUUACGUCAAUGGGUAUCCUGCGCCCAUUGGAAAACUGCCGCAACCGAGCACCGAUGAGCAUGUUGGCAAAAAGAGGAGAAAGGAGGACCAGUACAUGAUGAGCGGAGCACUUGGGCCGGAGCCGGCUGAAGAGUCCACGAGCACAGAGUCAACGCCCGGUAGUGCCGAUGAAAGUGAGGAAUCUUCUAAGCACAAGGUCGUGAGCGAGGACGAUGCGAAUGAUGCACAAGAAAGCAGCGACUCUGAGAAAGUACAUGAGGACACGGAGAUGGCUGGUACGGAACAGGAGGGAGCGGAAGAGCAGAAAGCGGAACAGAAAGAAGAAAUCGCAGAGCCGGUCAAGCCUACAGACGACCUGCCUUCCACGAACGCAGUCACGCUGCCCAACAUGAACGGUGGCCCGACGAAGUUUAAGGACAUGGCGCUGUCUGAGAAGACCAUGAAAGCGAUUGAAGGCAUGGGUUUCACGGACAUGACUGAAAUUCAACGAAGAGCUAUACCGCCAUUGCUCGCAGGUCGUGAUGUACUUGGUGCCGCGAAGACCGGCUCCGGCAAAACUCUUGCUUUCCUCAUUCCGGCCGUCGAGAUGCUUCAUUCCCUUAAAUUCAAGCCUCGAAAUGGCACCGGUGUCAUCAUAGUCAGUCCUACACGAGAACUCGCCUUGCAAAUAUUUGGCGUGGCGAGGGAGUUGAUGGAACAUCACACGCAGACUUUUGGCAUCGUCAUGGGCGGAGCGAAUCGAUCUGCUGAGGCCGCAAAGCUCGUCAAAGGCGUCAACCUGCUCAUCGCAACACCUGGGCGAUUAUUAGAUCAUUUGCAGAACACACAAGGUUUCGUGUACAAGAACCUCAGGACUCUGGUCAUCGAUGAGGCAGACCGUAUCUUAGAAGUGGGUUUUGAAGAUGAAAUGAGGCAGAUUGUGAAGAUUCUACCCAAAGAGGAGAGACAGACCAGUUUGUUCAGCGCGACACAGACUACGAAGGUUGAGGACCUAGCGAGGGUAUCGCUGAGACCGGGACCGAUGUAUAUCGACGUCGAUUACCGCAAGGAGCAUAGCACUGUCGAGAGGCUGGAGCAGGGUUAUGUGAUUGUGGAUAGUGACCUACGCUUCCGGACGCUCUUUACCUUCUUGCGCAAGAUGCAGAAGAAGAAAAUAAUUGUCUUCCUUUCAUCUUGUGCUACUGUCGACUACUACGCAGACCUGCUCAACUACAUUGACCUGCCUGUGCUAUCCCUCCAUGGAAAACAGAAGCAGCAAAAGCGCACGAAUACUUUCUUCGAAUUCUGCAACGCUACCCACGGAACCUUGAUCUGUACUGACGUCGCUGCCAGAGGUCUCGAUAUUCCCGCUGUGGACUGGAUCUUGCAAGUUGACCCUCCUGAUGAUCCUAGGGACUACAUUCAUCGUGUUGGUCGGACGGCGAGAGGUGUGAGCGGCAAAGGCAAGAGCCUGAUAUUCUUACAGCCUAGCGAAGUGGGCUUCUUGAAGCACUUGAAAGAGGCAAGAGUGCCCCUUGUCGAAUUUGAUCUUCCACCCAAGAAAAUACUCAAUAUCCAAUCUCAGCUCGAGAAAUUGAUAAACAGCAACUACUAUCUUAACAAAUCGGCUAAGGAAGGGUACCGCUCGUAUCUUAACGCUUACGCGUCACAUUCUCUGAGAAGUGUGUUUGACAUCCAGAAGCUCGACUUGGUCAAAUUGGCGAAAAGCUUUGGAUUCAGCACACCGCCGAGAGUGGACAUCACGUUGGGAGCGAGCAUGAGUAAAGACAAGAGUAGUGGAAAGAGAAGAGAUUAUGGAAGUCAGCCUAGCCAGGGGAAGAGGUUCAAGAAGCGGUAGAGGAGGACAUCGCUCGCGUAGAGACGAAGAUUCGAAGUAAGAUUCAUCCACAACGCAUAUUUGGAACUUCUACAUGAAAGGACAUCAGUGACAGAAGCGUCUAUAUCCGCUAGAAGGGUUAGUGUUUCAAAUGUAUAACAGCAUGUUGACUUGGCCAUUUGCCCUGAUUUGUGUUUGGGAUGGAAUUACAAGUACGCUUUUUAGUUUGGAGCUUCCGUAGGCGAAAAGGUAUGUUGUGAAAGCUCUUGCUCGAUGUCGCAAAAAGUUCUCUUACACUGCAUCAUUCGCACGAUUUGUGGAAUCUGCUGAACAUGAAAUGUACCUGUUUCAGAGUGAAUAUUCAAUUUUCACACC
This is a messenger RNA of Verruconis gallopava, 2348 nucleotides long. Its product is annotated as ATP-dependent RNA helicase HAS1. The record is from RefSeq and is a predicted model, not a curated record. Gene Ontology annotation, biological process: maturation of LSU-rRNA from tricistronic rRNA transcript (SSU-rRNA, 5.8S rRNA, LSU-rRNA). NCBI's taxonomy places the organism in Eukaryota, Fungi, Ascomycota, Dothideomycetes, Venturiales, Sympoventuriaceae. Bases 93 to 1994 code for a protein of 633 amino acids. Gene Ontology annotation, molecular function: nucleic acid binding; ATP binding; RNA helicase activity. The transcript has 3 exons. Gene Ontology annotation, cellular component: nucleolus.